Messenger RNA from Cannabis sativa, 1540 nucleotides. RefSeq names its product GDSL esterase/lipase At3g26430. The record is from RefSeq and is a predicted model, not a curated record. The transcript has 5 exons. The coding region runs from base 228 to 1403 and encodes 391 amino acids. Gene Ontology annotation, molecular function: hydrolase activity, acting on ester bonds. Lineage: Eukaryota; Viridiplantae; Streptophyta; Magnoliopsida; Rosales; Cannabaceae.
CUAAAAAGUCCUUUUAUAAUCCAAAAGAAGUUAAAUUUAUCAACCAAAACCUCCUAAUAGAGAAGGAAGGUUUUAUAGAAAAAAAAAAAUAUCAAAUCCAAAACAGUCCUUUAAAAUCAAUAUGAUAUCUAGUGGGGAUUUUUUAUUUUCUUCAUUAUAUUAGGUUGUGACAUAAUAUAAGCCAGCCUUCUUUCUCUGUAUUAUUACUACACUCUGUUCACAUACAAAUGGAAUCUCAAUGCUCCUUCUCAAGAUUAAGUGUUGUUUUUAGGGUAGUGUUGGUGCUAAUAUGGGUGGCUUUGGCUCAAAGUGUUGAGGCAAAAACUGAUGAUAGGUGGUGCCAUUUUCCGGCCAUAUUCAACUUUGGAGACUCAAAUUCAGACACAGGUGGUCUCUCAGCUGCAUUUGGACAAGCCCCUUUUCCCAAUGGAGAGACCUAUUUUCACACCCCUUCUGGGCGAUUUUCUGAUGGUCGUCUUGUCAUUGAUUUCAUUGCUGAGAAGUUGGGAUUACCUCAUCUGAGUGCUUAUUUGGACUCAUUGGGUUCAAGCUUUAGCCAUGGAGCCAAUUUUGCCACAGCUGGAUCAACCAUUAGACCUCAAAACACAACCAUUUCACAAAGUGGGUAUAGUCCAAUUUCCUUGGAUGUCCAAUUUGUUCAAUUCUCAGAUUUUCGAAGCAGAACCUUAAGUCUUCGGAAGAAAGGACAUCAAUUGGAGAAAUUGUUACCCAAGGAAGAUGACUUUUCUAAGGGUCUAUACACUUUUGACAUUGGCCAAAAUGAUCUCACUGCUGGUUACAAACUCAAUCUCACCACUGAACAAGUUAAGGCUUAUGUUCCUGAUGUGCUUAACCAAUUUUCUAAAGUUGUAAAGGGUGUUUAUGGUCUAGGUGGAAGAUCAUUUUGGAUACACAACACAGGCCCAGUGGGCUGUCUACCUUAUAUUUUGGACCGGUUCUUUGUCACGACAGCCCAAAUCGAUAAAUAUGGUUGUGCUACUCCAUUCAAUGAUGUGGCCCAAUUUUUCAAUAGUAAACUAAAAUCAACUGUGGCCCAACUUAGGAAAGAUCUCCCAUUGGCUGCCAUAACCUAUGUGGAUGUCUACUCAGUUAAGUACACCCUCAUAAGUCAAGCAAAGAAAUUUGGAUUUGAGAACCCACUUGUGGCUUGUUGUGGUCAUGGUGGAAAGUAUAAUUAUAAUAGGUUCAACAAGUGUGGGAGCAAGAAAAUUAUCAAAGGUAAAGAGAUUGUGACUGCAAAAUCAUGUGAUGAUCCAACGGUCAAGAUCAUUUGGGAUGGGACCCAUUUCACUGAGGCUGCUAACAAGUUGAUAUUCAACCACAUUGUAAAUGGUUCAUAUUCUGACCCACUAAUUCCAUUGGAAAUGUCUUGCCAUCAAUGAGUGCCCCUCCAAUGUUAUUUUAUUUUCUCAAAAACCCUUUUCUAUCUUCCUAAAGGUGACAAGUGAACUAACAUUUUUGUGGGAUUUGUACUAUAUUGCUUCUAUGAAAAGUAUUAAUGGGCUUUAUUUUGGCAAAA